Molecule: messenger RNA, 567 nt
Organism: Henningerozyma blattae CBS 6284
Lineage: Eukaryota; Fungi; Ascomycota; Saccharomycetes; Saccharomycetales; Saccharomycetaceae
Gene: MRPL32
Product: mitochondrial 54S ribosomal protein bL32m
Exons: 1
Coding region: 1-567 (188 amino acids)
Biological process (GO): translation
Cellular component (GO): mitochondrial large ribosomal subunit
Molecular function (GO): structural constituent of ribosome
Source: RefSeq, a predicted model, not a curated record
AUGUCCAUUUUGAACCGUCUAAAACAAUGGAAUAAUACAAAUUCACUCCUUUCAUCUCAAUACCUUCAACAUUUGAAAUACCUCAUAUCAUGGCCAUAUCCCACCUUAUCACCUAUACCGGUGCUCAUCCCACUCUCGAAUAAUAAUAUUCCACAACAACAACAAUCAUUGGGCCCUGCAUGGGAUAUGUUCAGCAAUGGUAGCACUUUAUUGGCUGUUCCCAAGAAAAAAGUCUCUCAUAUGAAAAAAAGACAGAAAUUAUAUGGUCCAGGUGAUAAACAACUGAAAUUGAAUAACAAUCUGAAUGAAUGUCCCUCAUGUGGCCAUUACAAGAGAUCCCAUACGUUAUGUAUGUAUUGUUUUGGUGAAAUAAAGAUGAUAUGGAAAAAUAACAUUAAAAAGAUAGAAUUGGAAAAGUCAAAAUUAAAUAAUGAUGAUCCUAUUAAUGAAAUUGAUCAACGUCUUUUAUAUCCUGGCAAGGUUAAGACUGAUUAUGAAAUUAAAUUGGAAGACAAAGAUAAAUAUUUAUUAAAGAGAUUAAGAACGUUACCUGUGAAUGAAAAGUGA